Messenger RNA from Danio aesculapii, 5910 nucleotides. RefSeq lists its product as uncharacterized. The record is from RefSeq and is a predicted model, not a curated record. NCBI's taxonomy places the organism in Eukaryota, Metazoa, Chordata, Actinopteri, Cypriniformes, Danionidae.
AUGAACUGACUCCAGAGCUGUACUGACUCUGUGCUGCGCUCUACUUGGAGCACAAACUCUCAAACACACAUGCACAGUGACUCGUGUGCUGUUACUAGGGCUGAAAAUGGUGUGCCUGCUAGUGAUGAUAUAGCCACAAGAAGCAACAGGUCCUGCCAGCACCGAUUGCAGGUUUCGCUGGGGGUACUGCUUGUGAUGGGAGGCCUGGCGUUCUUCGUGACCAUGAGCUCUUAUACUAUUCUCAUUGGCUUGGCCAUAGUGUUUCUGGGCCUCUUGAUACUCAUCCGUGUCUUCUGUGUGGUCUUCAAAUCCAGUCACGUAGCUGUGCCAGGGCACUUUCUUCUACACCCACGAACGGGAACCCGUUACACCCACCAUCAAGCCAUUGCGGUGCAGAGGAGGCUGGAUCGUAUUCGGAGAGCUACGCAAGAGGAUCACAGUAUAGUCCAGAUGCCUCCCGCCUCAGAUGCCAGUCCACAGAGCCAACCUCCCACCCCUCCGCCCUGGCAGAUGGAGCCUCCGCCAUCCUACGAGACUGUUAUGAAGACCACUACAGCUGUAAACCAACUAUAGCCACUGCUGGCACUCUGAACAGCAGCGUUAAUGACUGAUGAGCUGGUCUAACAGGCCAUGCCUAGAUAUGAAAAUCCUACUGCACUGUAAAAAGUGAUUAGUUACUUUACUUUUAAAAAGUGAGUAAACCGGUUGCCUUAAAAAACAACAAGCUGAUUUUAUUUUUUAAAAAUUCAUAAAACCCAUUGACUUAAAUUUUAUAAUUAUGCACAUAGUUUGUUUAAUUAAUAAUUAUAAAGCAACAAGUUUACGCUCUUUUUUUCAAGUAAAGUCAACUCAUCGAUUUUUAUAGUGCGAUAGGCCAGCGUUUAUUUUUUAUGAUGGAUAACCAAUUAUAGCUAAAAUUAGAAAUCUGUUCAAUUUUUUAAUUUAUUUAUUUUUUAUAUUAUAAUCACUAAAAUCUAAAUGAAAAUGUAUAGGGCUGCAACAAAUCAUUUUAAAUGUUUAAAAAUGUAUUGGUAUCUAUUUUCAUGCACCUCUUCAGCCUGCUCUCAAGAGAAAACUUAUGUAUUUUACGUUUUGUCAGUUAGUGGCUAAUGCGUACAAAUUCGUACGAGUUCAGUCAUAUGAAAAAUGUGCGAUUUUAAAAAGGAGGCAUGGCACUCAAACCCACCCAUAAACCCAACUGUCAUUGGGUGAUGAGUAAAGCGUACUAAAUUGUACAAAUUAGAUCGUACGAAUUGAUACAAUUAGCCACUAAAUCAAAAAGUUACGAAUUGCCAUGAGAUUGCGUUGACCGACGUCAUCUGCCGUGGAUAUUUGAUUGGUUUUAGGUUGUGUAAUUACCUAUCUAAAAUUCGAUGCAACUUUAAUGUCAAAUUUUGAUGUCCAUACAAUGUCAAAAGCUAACAUCAUUAGCCGUUGAUUUUAUGUUGUGUCGUGAACUAACUUACAUUCAUUUUGACAUUGAAAUCUGACCUUAAACUGACAUUGGGUUCUGACGUCAACCCGAUUUUCUUAUACAACCAAAAUUCAAAGUUAGUCUGACAUUGGAGUCUAACCUCAAUUUUACGUCUGUGUGACGUCCGGUGCCUGCUGGGAUUAGAUAGUAGUUCUUAUUAGUUAAAUACUAGUUAGAAUUAAAAAUAUACUAGCACAUAUUCAUUAGACACUAGUUCUUAUUUAUUGGAUACUAGUUACUAUUUAACACUGUUAAAAAAAAUCUUGCUACCUUAUGUUUUUUUUAGAAUCAAAUUAACUUUUCUAGUCAUCUUAACUAACAUCAAUCAAAUGGCUGAAAAAUAUUAAGUUAAAAUUUGAAUACAACAUUUAAAAAUGUGAAAAAUUUAGUUGAAACCUGAUCAACUUAUUAAAAUAAGUUAAACAACAAAAAUAUAUGUUCUCUUGGCUUAUUGUCAUUAUUAUUUUUUUACAGUGAAUAGAUACCUAUUCAGUGCACAUAUUCUGUAGUUCUUAUUUACUAGUUACUAGUUCUUAAUAAAUAGAUUCUAGCACAUUCAUUAUAUACUAGUUCUCAUUAAAAAGACGCUAGCACAUAUUCAAUAUAGAUACUAGUUCUUAUUUAUUAGUUUAUUAUUACUUAAUAUUUAUUGUUCUUGAUAUUCUUAAUAUAUAUUAAUAUUCUUAAUAUAAGUUAAUCUUUUUUAUUAUUACUUAAUAAAUAGAAUGUUAUCACUCGAUUGAAUGGGCAUUGUCAGUGGUUGUCAGCUGAUAGAUAUGGGCCUAUAGAGGCCUUCUAUGCCUACUAGUAGGCUCAGAAGUUUGUUAUGAUCCAUAACAAACUUUUGAGCCUGUUAUGAUCCAUCCACAUGGUUUAUCAGCUUCUUGCUGCAUCACAGACAGCAAUAUUUUAACAAUUUAUAAAAAAUGUAUCACUGUUUGGCCAUCUGAUAUUAGACAUAGUUUUAUAUAUAUUACAAUCGUGAUUUUCCAAAGUAUUACAUUACUUUGUAAACGUUUAUUAUUAGCAUUUGUUUAGUCUCCCCGUACAGUUUGAAUAUCUCUUGGACCCAGAAGCCGCUUCGUGUGACGUCACGCUUAACAAGCGGUUGGAGUACUAAUAGUUAAUAAGAUAUACUAGCAUCUAAAACGUUGAAGUACUAUUGCAUGAAAAUAAAUACUAGUAUGUUUAAGAUGUGGGCGAUGUGGUGACGCAGUGGGUAGCACGUUCACCUCACAACAAGAAGGUCACUGGUUCAAGCCCCGUCUGGGUCAGUUGGCAUUUCUGUGUGGAGUUUGCUUGUUCUCCCCGUGUUUGUGUGGGUUUCCUCCGGGUGCUCCGGUUUCCCCCCCAAGUCCAAAGACAUGUGGUAUAGGUGAAUUGGGUAUGUUAAAAUUGGCCGUAGUGUGUGUGUGAAUGAGUGUGUCUGGAUGUUUCCCAGUGAUGGGUUGCGACUGGAGGGGCAUCCGCUGCGUAAAAACAUAUGCUGGAUAAGUUGGCGGUUCAUUCCGCUGUGGCGACCCCAGAUUAAUAAUGGGAUUAAGCCGAAAAGAAAAUCAAUAAAUGAAUGUUUAAGAUGUUUAAAAAUCCAAAACAUUUAUUUGUCUUUAAUAAAAUACAUUUUAGUUUUUAUUUGCUGAGGCAAAAAAAGUUCGUUUUGGCAAUUAAAAAUAAACCAAGUAAUUUCACAUUUUUUUAUGCAUGAAAGAAUGUAGCUCGGCAUGCACUAUUUAAGAAACGGAGUGGUUGAUGGGUUUGAUCAUUUUAUAUACUGGAUCUGUCAAUUAAGGUAAUUGUUAGAUAAAUACCGAAAAUGUAAUCUAAAGGGAAACAAGUGAAAAAGCAACACUGACAAUGAAUGAAAAACAAACUGAAUAUAACAAUAUAUUUAUCAUAUAUUGUGCAGCUUUGUUUCUGUCUAAAUUGACAUUAAAUUAUUUAGCAGAUCCUGUCAUCCAAAGCGACCUUUGAAAAUGAAGUGCCUUAAUUGAUAUAAAAAAUUCAGUUUCUCAAUUUUUAAUUACAUCCAUUUUUAGGGAUGUGUUUGAAUCGAAAUUUCCAAUGUUCUGAAGCUUAUAUCCAAAGACUUCAAAUCACACUAAAUGUCAAAGAAAACAAUCAUUCUGACCCUAAAGUAAUUAUAUGAGACAAAAAAAAAAAAAUAAGAUAAAGGGGCAAAUAAUAUGUAACCUCAGAAACAAAUUAUGACAAUUUAUUUCUCAUGCUGGGAUCUGAAAGACCUCAAAAGACCAUUUCAGUGUUCAAAAAGAGCUUAACAUUGAAGGAUGUUUUAUGGUUUUUCUUUACAUUGUGGUUUUACCAUGUUUGAAUCCAUUCAGCCAAACUACAAGUCUGGCAGGAACACUUUUAGCUUAGCUUAGCAUAGAUCAUUGAAUCAGAUUAGACCAUUAGCAUCUCGUUUUAAAAAAAUGUCAUAAAUUAUUACUGAAAAGGUCCCAGUUGAUGAAAUGUGCAUUCCUACUCUGUGGUGAAACAUUAUGGGGCAACUGUAAGUAAUAUUUGUUUAUUGGGUUUUGAUUAGGUCAGAUUAACUGAAAAGGAUUACAAAUAUUUUUGAGGGAACAAAAUAAAUUUUAGAAUAUCCUUAGUAUUUAAUUACACAUACACUACCAUUCCAGUCUUUGGUUGUUAGUAGUUACACCAAUGCUGCAUUUAUUUGUUUAAAAUACAGUAACAGCAUUAAAUUUGGAAAAUUUUAUUCUAAAUUUAAUAAAUAUUUCUUAUUGCUAUAAAUAAUAAAAAAGAUCCUAAUGUUAUUGUGGAAACCAUUAUAUAAUUGUAUAACCGUUAUAUAUUUUUUGAUGACUAGAAAGUAAAUAUAAUCAAUUUAAUUAUUUUAUCUACAUUAUACAAUAAUAAUAAUACAUAUGAAUAAAAACUAAAUCUAAAUAAUAAUGAAACAAAAUUCAUCCAAACUCCUAAUGGUAGUGUAUAUUACUGACUUUACUGAAAAAUCAACCCUAUGAUGUAAAUUGUUUUAUCAUUUACUGCCCCUCCACUGUUUUCAACCCUUUUUGCAUUUCUUUCUAUUGAACACAAAAGAAGAUAUUUUGAAAAAUGUUGGUAAUUAUAUAUUUUUUUGUUUCCUUACUAUUUAAUUAGUGAACUAUGUGUUCACCAACAUUUUUAAAAUGUCUUUGUUUAUCUUUAACAGAAGAAAUAAAUUCAGGUUUGAAACAGAUUGAAGAAUUAAAUGUUAAAACAAUUGUGAACUGUUUCUUUAAGAAUAAAAUGCUAAGCUAAUAACACCUUAUUAAUAAGCUGAACCAAACCUUAAAUUGUGCCUUGAUUUUUCUUAAUGUCCAGAACAUGUUUUUGAGAAAGAUUUAGACAUUUCCUUAUCUAUAUGUUAUUUGUACAUAAAUGGUAGGCCUACAUUAUGAUGCAGAAUUGAAGCUAACUCUCCUGAAUGUUACGUUCACUGUCACUUUAACAGGCCUACCAUAAUCUAUUAUAUCUAUUUGAUUUUAGUUUUAUUAUUAUUAUACAGUAUCACAUAAUGCUGAAUAUGUAUGUUUCCUGUGAUGUUUUGUCAGUAACACAUAUUGUUGAAGUGUAUUACAUAUCACCUGUGUGUUUAAAUACACCAUAUGAUAAAAAUGAAGUCAAUGUGUUAGUUGUUGAUCUUUUUUUAAGCAAUCACUGUUAACAAACCUUUAUUUUGAUGGUCUGUUUGUUGAAUUUAAGUUACAUUGCAUCUACAUGCCAACUAAUUCUCAUUAGAUUUUAAGUAGAGUUAGGUUGGGGUUAGGGUUAGUGUAAGUUGACAUGUACUUGCAAAAUUUCUUAUAGUCACUUAAAUGUCUGUUAAAGGAGCAGCAUCAAGAUAUAUUAAGCAGACAGUCUACUAAUACUCAAAUGAACCAUCAAAAUAAAGUGUUACCCUAUUUUUUAUUUCAUUAACAUGUAAAAUCUGUAUAAAAUUGCAGUUUACAUAGUCUAUUUUACUAGUGCACAUUGUAAGAUAUAUUAUGAAGAUAGUAUUUUGUAAAAUAUUUGUGGUUUAUGUUUUUAUUAUUAUUUUUAUUUUUUAUUUUAUGUAUUCUUUUGGCUUGCAUUAUGGGAUCUUGAUCUUUCCUCCAAAGCAUGCCUGUGUUGUAAAUUACUUUACAAAAACAUGGUAAUAAUCUGCCAGUACUUUUUCUGUUGUUUAACAGACUUAAUUCUCUAUAUAUUAUUUCUUAAACAAUAUCUUGUCUCAAACUACAAAAAAAAUGCCAAUUAAGAUCACUUUGUUAAACUGUAGAGUUCAAUUUCCAACAUCAAAAGUCACCAGAGCAGAGAUAAACAUAACUCCCAUAAUGCAAUUCACAACCGUUAAUAAACAGAAAACACCAUGUGAACCACAACAAAUGAAACACGUUAAUUAAUGGCUAUUUUUUACAGUGCAGAUGGCUUUUUUCUUUAGUAGAACA